This is a messenger RNA of Helianthus annuus (common sunflower), 4019 nucleotides long. RefSeq names its product probable leucine-rich repeat receptor-like protein kinase At2g33170. Gene Ontology annotation, biological process: protein phosphorylation. Gene Ontology annotation, molecular function: protein kinase activity; protein binding; ATP binding. The record is from RefSeq and is a predicted model, not a curated record. The coding region runs from base 541 to 3846 and encodes 1101 amino acids. The transcript is spliced from 3 exons. NCBI's taxonomy places the organism in Eukaryota, Viridiplantae, Streptophyta, Magnoliopsida, Asterales, Asteraceae.
UCUCAAGCACUUGAAAGAGGAGCUUUUCCCUUUUAGAAAGAGUUGAUUCAUUGCAUGCUUGGUCGGCCAUUGUAGCUUCAAAUUUAAAAAAAAAAAAAAAAACCCAAAAUUUUACAACUUCACAAAUCAUCAUUCCAACUGCUAGCAGACGUGGUUGUGUGUAGUUUUGCUUCCUUGUUAAUCUUUCAGUGCCCCCAAAUUUACUAAUAUUUAAUCCCCUUCUCACUCUAAUCAAUAAACCUUUUGAUUCAUUGCAUUUGAUUUCAUUUCUUUUCGGCUUCAAAAGGGCUGCUUCUUUUACCAACAAGAAAAAGCUUAAAGCUUCAUGGAUCUUUCUCCUUUUUUCUCAUAUGGGCUUUUUAGAUUUCAACAUCCCUCCAUUCUUGGAUAAAGAUUUCAACUUUUUUCUUGGAUCAUCUCAAGGAAUCACCUGAAUUUUUCAAGAUUUUGCUUAAAGAUUCAAUAUCAGUUCUUGAAGAUUUUGAUGAGGGUGUUUGACUAAUUGACUAAUUGACUAUUUGACUAUUUGACUUACCCACAAUGUCAAAUGUUUCUGGGCUAUUGGUGUGGAUCAUAAGGUUUAUAGUUUCUGGUUUGUUGGUUUUUAACUGCAAAGGGUUGAAUUCAGAUGGGUUAUUUCUUCUACAGUUAAAGAAAAACAUUACAGAUGAGUUAAAUUAUUUGAAUAACUGGAAUCCAUCUGAUGACUCACCUUGUGGAUGGACUGGUAUUAACUGCACAUAUGAUCAAACCCCAUCUGUUUAUUCUCUCGAUUUGAACUCGAUGAAUCUUUCGGGAACUUUAAACCCGAGUAUAGGUGGUUUAACGUCUUUAAUUUAUAUCAAUCUUUCAUUCAACAAGUUUACGGGUAACAUCCCGAAAGAAAUCGGGAAUUUGUCGAGUUUAGAGAAGCUUUUCUUGAACAGUAAUCAGUUCGACGGAAGCAUACCGGACGAGAUCGGAAAACUCGCGCGUUUGAGUCAUUUAAACAUAUGUAACAACAAGCUUUCCGGGUCGAUUCCGGAGUCUUUCGGUCAGCUCUCUUCGUUGGUUGAGUUUGUCGCGUACACGAAUAAUCUCAAAGGGCCACUCCCGCAUUCGAUUGGGAAGCUUAAGAAUUUGACUACGUUUCGGGCUGGGCAAAAUGGUAUGACGGGAAGUAUACCUGUAGAGAUCGGCGGGUGCGAAAAUCUGGUGUAUUUCGGUGUGGCGCAAAAUAGUUUUGACGGGGAGAUACCGAAGGAAUUCGGGUUGUUAACGAAGCUGACGGAUUUGAUUCUUUGGAGUAAUCAGUUCUCCGGGAUGAUUCCGAAAGAGAUUUCGAACUGUACGUGUCUCGAAACGCUUGCUCUGUAUCAAAACAAUCUUGUUGGCGAAAUCCCGAAAGAGAUUGGGAAACUUAAGUUCUUGCAGAAGCUGUACUUGUAUCGAAACGGGCUAAACGGAACAAUCCCGAGAGAAAUCGGUAAUCUUUCGUUGGCAACCGAGAUUGACUUUUCGGAAAAUUUCUUGACAGGUGAAAUCCCGACUGAAAUCACUCGUAUACGCGGGCUUACAUUGCUCUAUCUGUUUGAAAAUCAGCUUCAUGGUGUGAUACCGAGUGAACUCGGUAACUUGAAGAACUUAUCAAAGGUUGAUCUGUCGAUAAACUCACUCACGGGCCCGAUUCCAUCGGGCUUUCAGUAUCUACCCAAAAUGUAUCAGUUGCAGCUGUUUAGCAAUUCGUUAAACGGCACCAUUCCUCAAUUGCUUGGGCUGUACAAUCGGUUAUGGGUCGUUGACUUUUCGGACAAUGAUUUGACCGGAAAGAUCCCGCCUUACGCUUGUUGGGGUGGUAAUCUGAUGCUGCUGAAUCUCGAAUCGAAUGAUCUGUACGGGAACAUCCCGAAUGGGAUUGUGAAAUGUAAAUCAAUGGUGCAGCUUCGGUUAAAUGGUAACAAGAUAACCGGCAACUUUCCUUCAUCGCUCUGCAGAUUAGUGAAUCUGUCCGCGAUCGAGUUGGGUGGAAACCGGUUUAGUGGCCCGAUUCCACCCGAGAUCGGGAACUGUAAGAAGUUACAACGACUUGAUCUCUCCGGAAACUACUUCUCGUCCGAAUUACCUAACGAGAUCAAGAGACUCACACAUUUGGUAACAUUUAACAUUUCUUCGAAUUUGAUCACCGGAAAGAUUCCACCGGAGAUUCUCCAUUGCAAGAUGCUUCAACGACUUGAUUUCAGCCGAAACGCGUUCUCAUACGACAUACCUCAUCAGCUCGGUUCAUUAUCGCAACUCGAACUUUUAUUAAUUUCGGAUAACAAGCUCUCGGGCAGCAUCCCGGCUGCCCUCGGUAACCUCUCGCGGCUGACCGAGCUACAAAUGGGCGGAAACUUUAUUUCCGGCGAGAUCCCGCCAGAGCUCGGGUCGCUAACAAGCUUGCAGAUAGCUUUAAACCUCAGCCACAAUAAUCUAACCGGCAGCAUACCGUCGCAACUCGGUAAUCUGAUAUUACUCGAGAAUCUAUACCUUAACGACAACGAGUUAACCGGGCUAAUCCCCUCGGCGUUUGCAAACCUUUCCAGUUUGAUGACGUGUAACUUUUCGUACAACAACCUCACAGGCCCGAUACCUUCAGUACCGUUAUUUCAAAACAUGGCUCUCACCAGCUUUACCGGUAACAAUGGGCUAUGUGGCGGCCCGUUACCUCCCUGUGACGGAUCUUCGGACUCUAACCCGACACCACCUUCUUCGAACAAUGUAUCAGCUUCCAGAGGCAAACUCGUCACCAUAAUUGCUGCGGUUGUUGGCGGCGUUUCGCUUGUUCUGAUCGUGAUCAUCUUAUACUUUAUGAAAAAAGGGUCUGCACGAAACCAGACUACUGUGGAGGACGAUACAGACGGAUCAUCACCCGUGUCAUCAGACAUUUACUUCCCGCCGAAAGACGCUUUUAAGUUCCAGGAGUUGGUAGACGCCACGAGAAACUUUCACGACAGUUAUGUCAUCGGAAGAGGGGCUGCUGGGACGGUCUACAAGGCGGUGAUGCAGUCGGGACAGACGAUCGCUGUCAAAAAGUUUGCGUCGAAUCGAGAAGGAAACACCAUUGAGAACAGUUUUCAAGCGGAAAUCCUGACGUUAGGAAAGAUCCGACAUCGAAACAUUGUGAAGCUUUAUGGGUAUUGCUACUAUCAGGAUUCGAAUCUGCUUCUGUAUGAAUAUAUGGCAAGAGGUAGUUUGGGGGAGUUGCUGCAUAACGGCUCGUCGUGCAGCUUGAACUGGCCAACACGGUUUACAAUCGCCCUUGGGGCUGCUCAAGGUCUUAUGUAUUUACACCAUGACUGCAAACCGAGAAUCAUUCAUCGCGAUAUCAAGUCAAACAAUAUCUUGCUUGACGAGAACGAUGAGGCUCAUGUGGGUGAUUUCGGUUUGGCUAAAGUCAUCGACAUGCCUCAGUCGAAAUCCAUGUCAGCCGUUGCAGGAUCUUACGGCUACAUUGCCCCCGAAUAUGCUUAUACGAUGAAGGUGACCGAAAAGUGUGACAUAUACAGUUACGGGGUGGUUCUUUUAGAACUCGUAACAGGAAGAGCCCCGGUGCAACCGCUAGAACAAGGGGGUGAUCUUGUUACAUGGGUAAGAAGUUAUAUACGAAAGCAUUCGUUGGAUCAUGGGAUACUUGACGCUCGUUUGGAUGUUGAGGACGACGAACGUGUGGUGAACCACAUGAUUUCGAUACUUAAAGUUGCUAUACUUUGCACAAGUAUGUCGCCUUAUGAUCGGCCAUCGAUGAGAGAAGUUGUGUCGAUGUUGAUCGAAUCGAAUGAACGAGCUGGCAACAUUGUUUCUUCGCUAUAUGACGAUCGUUCUCAAUGAGAGUGUAUGUAUUAGUUUACAUGUGUUAACCAAUAUAAUUAUGAUUCUAAUUUUGUUUGUAUUGGUUUUGCAACAAUAUUUGAUGAGAUUGUACAUACAUUUCUUCCUCUAGUAUUCAAGGGGGAGUUUGUGUUACUCAUUGUCUAUAUAAUUUGAUGAGAAGAUUUCCUCAA